AAAGAGAAGAGGAUGGAUGGAAGGCGAGCAAAGCAAAGAAGCUGUUAGUGGGCUUCCUUCUUCGUCCUCCUACAUUCCCUCUUCUUCCCUUUCCCCCUCCAUUAGUACUAAGUACUAACUCUAGUUUCUCUCUCUAGUUAGUUAGUUUGGUAGAAAAUUAGGUAGGCUUUUAGCAUCAGGUUGGUAGAAAUUCGAAUCCCUCUGCGUGGACACGUAGCGGGGAGAGGAAAAAAAUCGAAGCUUUUCAUGACUGCAGCCAUCGCCGCAGAUGGCCACCAAGCGCGCGUACAAGCUCCGUAUCCUCGAUUCUUCUUGCCGCUUGAAUCCUCGGUUUGGGAGUUUUAGAUUAAAUUUGAGUUCUUUUUUUGGGUCGAGUUGUUCUUGCCCUGCCUGCUUAUCGUUGUAUGUAAUCUAGGUUUCUGAUCGAGUUGGGGGGAGUCCGCGUGUGGUGAUCGGUUUCGAUCUGCGCUCAUGUUAUUUUCUUUGUGCUGUUCUUGGUUUGAUGAUUGGGUUUAUCGCGGUACGCUGCUGGGAUUGAUUUGGUACGAAUUCCAAUGAGAUGAGACGAUUUGAGACCAUGUGAACUCUACUGUUCAGCUCUAGCAGAUCUUCCUUUUGUAUGCGUGUGCAAGUAUUAUGUAGUUCUCUGCUUAAAGCCAGACUAAAUUUUGCUGUUUUUUUUUUUUGCCGGAAUGACCGAAGGAGGUCAUUCAAUGUAAUUAAGACGGAAGAAAAGAUUACAAGAAAAGUUUUACAUCGACAGUUGGCUGUCGAGAAAGGAUGUGCACCAGAGCACACGCCCCGAACCAUGUGCCAACCGCCUAAACACACGCUACAGAGAGGGAAGUCCGUUACCCAAUCCGAAUCCACCAUCUGAACAUCGGCGGCACAUGGCUUCCGCCACACCCGAACUGACGCCCCUCCGUCGGCCGACUUCAUCGAACCACCAUCCCUGAGAGCUGACCCAGGACCCCUCCGUUCAACCACCCACCGGCCUCCUCGCCAGAUCUGGCCGAAGGAGAACCUGGGACUAGGUGGCAUUGCUUCAGCAGCCUGAGCUUCCCCCACUGACAAGCUGCCGCCUCAAUCCAGCUUAGAAACUCCCCACAAAGAAGGGGAGGAGCUCUAGGAAGGGCGAGGGUGCCGAUCGACAACGAGGAAAACGACCAACCGCCGCCAACUCCCUUUGCAUUGCCAUCUGGGCCUGCACCAAUGCCAGAAACGCUGCCGCUCCGGCUCCGGUGCCACCCGCCGGCGCCCCCUUUGUCCGGCCUCCUUGCCCCACCUAGCCGUGCCGCGCCGCUACUGGCCGCUAAGGGCACCGCGGCAGCCCAGCUGCCCGACCGUCGAGGCCUAGCCACGCCAUAGGGCCCGGCGGCAGCGAAGGCAGAGGCGGGGGCGGGGGAGGCGGCAGGGUGUUGACCAGCUUCCGCCGCCGCUCCCAACCGCCGCCGCCGCCGCCGCACGGUUCGGCCGCACGCCGCCGCCAUGCACCUCGACGGCAUCCGCAUCCGCGUCCAGGCCGGCACCGCCGCCACGCAACCGGAGCCGCCACCGCCGCCGAGCUGCCACCGUCGCCGAGCCGCGACAGCGCCGCCGAGGCGCCACCGCCGCCCCUAGCCGCCUCGCGCCGAGAUUCAGGCGAGGAUGGCCGGAUCCGGACUUGGGGACUCCGGAUCCGCCGCCUCCCCGCACCGCCCCAACAUCGACGUCGCCAACUCCGACCGCGGUGGGGGUCUUCGUUUGUUUUAGUUCGAGAGAAUAAAGACUAUUAUUAGUGAAGUUUUAUUUCAAAAAUAAAUAUUAGUUAGAGCAUUGAGUUGUCAUCUUACAAAAAUUGACUCCUGUAUUAUCUUCUGCUUGGAUAGUUUCUGCUGCAAAUAGGAUCACACUAGGGUCAGAUGCUGACACUUACCAUGAGAAAAAAUUGGAUGGAUGAAUUAAUCAAUACAAAAUCUUCAAAUAUUUAUUAUGUGUAGCUCUUUUCUUUAAGAAUUUAGAUGGUGAGAUAUCAUGGAUAAUACAUUCACUGAAAUGAACAUGGUUUAACCCGAAAAGCAUUGUUAUGUCAGUAAAUUGCGUUACCUUGUUGAAAUGUAUAUUUUGAAAUACCCUUCCAAAAAAGUGAUUUUCUGAAGCAACACUGAAAAUUGCCCAAAUGCCAAAUGGUAAUCUACAACAGCCAACCAUGUUUCCUUGACAAUGGCCAGAGGAGUUUGUUGCGCAUGCUUCCGAUGUCAACUGUGUCAAGUUUGGGAGGAAGACAUCAAGAAUCCUCAUCACUGGUGGGGAGGACCAAAAGGUCAAUCUUUGGGCCAUAGGGAAACCCAGUUCCAUCUUGGUAAUAUUCCACUGGCCUCUGAAAGGUCAAUCGUUCAUGUAGCCUGUCAGGCCUUACGAGUCCAGUUGAGUCAGUGAGCUUUGACUCAUCUGAAGCUAUGAUAGGUGCUGGAGCAUCAAGUGGGACAAUAAAGAUAUGGGAUGUAGAUGAAGCAAAAGUCGUUCGUACUUUUACUGGACAUAGAUCGAGUUGUGCGUCCCUUGAUUUCCAUCCUUUUGGAGAAUUCUUCGCUUCUGGGUCUUCAGACACUAACAUGAAAAUAUGGGAUAUGCGGAAAAAGGGAUGCAUUCACACAUAUAAAGGUCACACACGGCGGAUUGAUGUGCUUAGAUUCACUCCUGAUGGCCGGUGGAUUGUCUCUGGUGGAUCUGAUAACUCUGUAAAGAUCUGGGAUUUGACAGCUGGAAAGCUCUUGCAUGACUUUAGGAAUCAUGAAGGCCCAAUUAACUGCUUAGAUUUUCACCCCCAUGAGUUCUUAUUGGCUACAGGUUCAGCUGAUAAGACAGUUAAGUUUUGGGACCUUGAAACUUUUGAGUUGAUUGGUUCUUCUGGACCUGAGAAUAGCCGGGAAUACUUUGUGCCAGCUAGUGUAGUUCGGUCUAUGACAUUCAACAAAGAUGGUAAAUCACUUUUUUGCGGAUUACAUGAAAGUUUGAAGGUUCUUUCCUGGGAACCCAUCAUAUGCCAUGAUGUGGUUGAUGUUGGCUGGUCCACAUUAGGGGAUCUAAUUGUUCAUGAGGGAAAACUUCUUGGUUGCUCAUAUAACCAAAGUUGUGCUGGAAUAUGGGUCGUGGACUUGAUGAAAAUUGAACCGUAUGCUGUUAGCAUUGCUGAAGCACAUUUGAAUGAAAGCGUAAAUAGGUCAAUACAGGCUGAUAAUAGCAUAUCAUCAGUGUUGGGAAGGUUAUCAGUUUCCAGAAGCCCAGCCAAGGAAGCAUCUUCCGAUACUUUGCUUAAACUCUCAAUGUCUGCUUCAAAAGAAGUUCCUGUUCCAGCUUCUUCUGCAGUGACAAAGAAACUACCAAAAGAACCUAUAACAAGCAAUAUUCGGCUCACAAGAUCUGAUUCUCUACCAGUUGUUUCUCCUAGGGUUAGAUUGAACCCAAAGUUCUCUGAUGACCAGAAGAGGCAGACAGAUUAUGCUGUGCCUAUAACAACUCCAAGAAUUCGCUCCAAAGUGGAUCUCUCUAUAGGUGCUAGAGCAUUCCAUCGUAACUCAGUACCAUCGGUUGCUCCCACAAAUAGAUCCAGGUCCAAAAUAUCUGCAUAUAGUAGUGAAGGAUCGUCGUUCAUCCCUGUUGUUGUCCCUAGGCAUAUCCCUAAAGUGGAUUCUGGUCCCAAUCUCAGUAAAGUUCUCACUACUGAUUUAACAAUUGUCGAGCCUCAAGACAUAGAACGAGGUGGUCUGGCUGUGGAUUGUGGAGAAGAUGAUAAAUUGGUGUGUGUGAUUGAUUCAAGGAGCUCAAAUAUGGGUGUACAAAAUGGCCGUAGAAGAAAAGCCGGUGAUAUUAUUACACAUAAAGAAACCCCAGAGACUGCUUUGACAGUUAAUAUGGAUCGUGACUUCAGAAGAAAGGCUCCUGAAACUGAAAGUAUGCAACAGGACAUAUUUCAUUCAGAGCCCAUUAGUUCAAAAUGUAAAUAUAUUAAAGAAACUUCAGGUGCUGGAGACAUUAACUUGUCUGGGUCAGCCAUUACUGAAAGUGUCAAGUCUAAUGAAGGUGGUGACUGGUAUAAUGCAUCUUCUUUUGUAAAACCAAAUUUGACUGUUGGAAGGAAUCCAGAGACUUCAUACAUCAACAGAAGAACAAUGUUUGGAUUGAGACAUUCAACGGAUUCAAGUGAAAAACACGCUGUUGAACAUGGGCCUUCCAAUUUGUCUGCAAGUUAUGAGAGAAAUCAGUAUGCACCAACACUACAUAACUUGAGGAGGCGCUCUUCGGUUGCUAGAGAACAGAGUGCAUCAGCUGGUGAUGAAGAUGAUAUUGCUGAUCUGAUGGAAAACCAUCAAGAAUUCAUUCAUGCAGUGAAGUCUCGGCUAACAAAACUAGAGGUGGUUUACAGGUGUUGGCACAAUAACGAUGUAAAGGGAUCUAUUGAUGCUACACGCAGGAUUCAGGAUCUUGAUGUUACCGCCGAUAUAAUUAGUGUUCUGAUGGAGAAUGAUAAUUCUAUCACACUAGAUAUUUGUACUUGUGUCUUACCUCUUGCCUCCAGUGUUCUUGAAAAAAGCAGCUAUGACAGGCACCUGAAAGUUGCCUUGGAGAUGAUCCUUAAGCUUGUGAAAAGCUUUGGUUCUACAAUAUCUUCAGCUGUGUCAUCUACUCCACCAGUUGGUGUAGACAUUGAGGCAGAACAGAGGCUCAAUCGGUGCAAUUUGUGCUUUCUAGAGCUGAUAAAAGUUCACAGCGUUCUCUUUGCCCUGACACGGCGGCAAGGCGAGGUUGGAAGAUCUGCACAGGAGCUAAGCCUCUUUCUUCAGGAUAUCUUUCAGCUGACAAGCAGAUAGAUGAUAUGAUAGCCAUACGGCGAUAUUUCGCCCAAAUACUCAUCUUUUUUCCUUGGAACAGAUAGACAGCUAUAGAGAAAGAUAUAGAUAGGAAACAUACAGGUCAUCCUUGGCAAAUGUACAGCAAAUUCUUGUACCAUCCGGUUUGCAAUCAAAUACUAGUCAACAAAAAUUCAAAAAUCUCUGCAAGUUCAGAGUUAUAUAAUUACAGGGCAACAGUACUGCAACAAAGCAGGUACCAAAUAUAGUUUUUCUUUUCCCAUCA
Molecule: messenger RNA, 5115 nt
Organism: Oryza sativa Japonica Group (Japanese rice)
Lineage: Eukaryota; Viridiplantae; Streptophyta; Magnoliopsida; Poales; Poaceae
Source: RefSeq, a predicted model, not a curated record